AUGGCCGAUACACAGGAUCCCAUCACGUGGGGGCCAGCGGCUCCCCAUGGUCCCGAUGUCAGUGGUCACCAUCCCUCACUCGUCGCUCCCGACUUUGGCAUGAGCCACAAUGAAAAGGAGAUUUUCAACUCGCUGCUCAAGCCCGACGACUCGUACGACACCAAUGGUGUCUACUGGGCUGAUCUGCCAUGGUUUCGCCGUUUCAAGUUCGUUCAAAGUGUGAACUCGGUGGAAGCCAAGCGCGAAUUCGGCUCUUUCUGGUCAAUGUUCAAGGCCGAUCCGCUUUCUCCCGUCGGCUUCUACUUCAGAAAUAUGGUCUUGCCCGGAGCCGGUCUUGGUCUUGAAGGUUACGUGUUGUUCUCGAUCGGUAAUCUCAAGCCUCUCUUCCAGAAGGGCUUCCCAGACUGCUGGAACUCUGAAACGACGUGCAACCCCACUUGGAUCGCCGCUGUCGAAUACCUCGAAAUCUGCGGUAUUAUUGUUGGCCAGAUCUUGGUCGGUAUCAUCGGCGACUGGAUUGGUCGCCGAUGGGGCUUGAUCCAGGAUGCCACGAUUAUGUUUAUCGGCCUCAUCAUGCUUACAGCCGCCUGGGGUGUGACUGAGAAUGGUUGGGUCAUCUGCUACGUUUGGUCACUGUUCUUUUACGGAGUUGGCGUCGGAGGGGAGUAUCCCAUGACCGCCACGUCCGGUAUGGAGAAUGCCGUCGGCUCCGGAAAGAUUUCGACCAGAGAAGAUCGUCUUCAUCGUGGACGCAAGGUCACCAGUGCCUUCCUCAUGCAGGGCUGGGGCCAGUUCUUCAACCAGGUUCUUCUCAUCCUGCUGCUGCUUAUCUUCCACCAUGGCAGCGGGAACCCACCAUACUCGAAGCUUGCGGUUCAAUGGACCUACCGCAUCUCUUUUGCUUUGCCGGCAAUUGGAACAUUAUGGCUUGUGUACUACCGUACCUACAAGAUGAGAGCUGCCAGCAAGCAGCUACAGGCGGCCAAGAAGAAGUCGAGCGUGACAGGUUACGACUCAGCCGCACUUCGCAUUACGCUCAACCAUUUCGGCGGCCGCCUCCUUGCCACGGCUGGUACCUGGUACAUGAACGACGUCUUUUUCUACGGCAACAAGCUGUUUCAAGUCCCCUUCUCCAUGCCGACUCAGACUAAUCGGCCUGUGCAACAGAGUGAAUUCAUAAAAGUCAUCAGCCCCGACAACAAAUCGAUCAUGCCAGGUUGGCUAUACAACCUGAUCAACGUUGGCGUAUCUCUUUGCGGGUACUAUCUUGCGAGCUUCCUCAUCGACAACAAGAUGUACGGACGCAAGCAUAUGCAAACGAUUGGGUUCUUGAUGUGCUUCAUCCUCUUUGUGGUUCCAGGCUUCAACUUCAAGUACUACACCGAGCCCGCGCACAUCCAUUCCUUCCAGGCCAUGUAUUUCCUGUCGUCCUUCUUCAACCAAUUUGGUCCGAACUCCGUCACCUUCCUUGUAGCCGCCGAGGUGUACCCGACAGCAGUGCGCGCCACUGCCCACGGCUUUUCCGCCGCUGUCGGUAAGCUCGGCGCCCUGACCGCCGCGGUGCUCUACAACUACAUCGACACACAAACAAAGUUCUACGUCGUACCCUGGUUCGGUCUUGCCGGCGUCAUCCUCACCGUCGUCUUCAUGCCCGACACCACGGGGCUCGAUCUCAAGGAACAGGAACGUCGCUGGGCCUUCAUCCGCGCCGGCCGCGAGAAGGAGUACCACGGUGUCGCCAUCCACCCCAGGCACGUGUCCCUGUGGGAACGAUUCCGAGGCGUCCACAAGCCGUACGAUGCGGAACUCGAUUACAAACAGAAGCUGGAAGAGAUGCGUGGCGAGUGGGAGCUCAAGAUGCAACAAAAGUACGAUGAGAAGAACGGUCGUCUCGACGAGGCCGAUGUCUUCGAUGACGACUUCCACACCGAUGCGACAACCUACUUCAAGCGGACGCAUCAUGGUUCGUCGAACAACACCGAUUACGAGAAGGAAAAGCUGGGUGACCUCGAUAGCUCGGAGAAUAGUCCUUCUCCGCCUGCUACACGCUAA
This is a messenger RNA of Cyphellophora europaea CBS 101466, 2052 nucleotides long. RefSeq lists its product as uncharacterized. Gene Ontology annotation, molecular function: transmembrane transporter activity. The coding region runs from base 1 to 2052 and encodes 683 amino acids. Gene Ontology annotation, biological process: transmembrane transport. NCBI's taxonomy places the organism in Eukaryota, Fungi, Ascomycota, Eurotiomycetes, Chaetothyriales, Cyphellophoraceae. The record is from RefSeq and is a predicted model, not a curated record. The transcript has 7 exons. Gene Ontology annotation, cellular component: membrane.